This is a messenger RNA of Scheffersomyces amazonensis, 2014 nucleotides long. It is a transcript of the gene PCK1, whose product is annotated as phosphoenolpyruvate carboxykinase. The transcript has a single exon. NCBI's taxonomy places the organism in Eukaryota, Fungi, Ascomycota, Pichiomycetes, Serinales, Debaryomycetaceae. Bases 211 to 1872 code for a protein of 553 amino acids. Gene Ontology annotation, biological process: gluconeogenesis. Gene Ontology annotation, molecular function: ATP binding; phosphoenolpyruvate carboxykinase (ATP) activity. Gene Ontology annotation, cellular component: cytosol. The record is from RefSeq and is a predicted model, not a curated record.
UUUUAGUUCAUUUGCAAUUUCUUUUUAACUAUGGGACUUCCAUAUUACCGGGACCUCAACUAAAACUUUUAUCCAGUACUACUUAUGGUGGUGAUGAUGUAUAUAAAUAAGGUUAAAUCCUCUUUAUUGAAAUUCUGUUAAUAGUUAUUGUUAGCUCAUUGAUUAUAAUUCAUUUCAUAAUCAUAGAUAUAUAUUCUAAAUAAAUUUACAAUGACUCCUCCAACUGCUGUCGAAUCAUCUAUUAACUUUACUGGUCAUCCAACCAUUAAAUCUACUCAAGAUCCUUUAGUUCAACAAUUAUCUUUAGGUUCUGAAACUAUAAUUCGUCAUAAUGCUCCACCUCCAACUUUAUAUGAAGAUGGUUUAUUAGAAAAGGGUACAACUAUUUCAUCUACUGGUGCUUUAAUGGCUUUCUCUGGUAAAAAGACUGGUAGAUCUCCAAAAGAUAAAAGAAUUGUUGAUGAAGAAACUUCAACUCAAAAUAUCUGGUGGGGACCAGUUAAUAAACAAGUUGAUGAAUUAACUUGGAAAAUUUCUAGAUCAAGAGCUUUAGAUUACUUGAGAACUAGAGAAAAAUUAUUUGUUGUUGAUGCUUAUGCUGGUUGGGAUCCAAGAUACAGAAUAAAAGUUAGAAUUAUUUGUGCUAGAGCUUACCAUGCUUUAUUUAUGACUAAUAUGUUAAUUAGACCAACUGCUGAAGAAUUGGCUAAUUUUGGUGAACCAGAUUUCACUAUUUAUAAUGCUGGUCAAUUCCCAGCUAAUGUUCACACUAAAGGUAUGACUUCAUCUACUUCUGUUGAAAUUAACUUUAAAGCUAUGGAAAUGGUUAUUUUAGGUACUGAAUAUGCUGGUGAAAUGAAGAAGGGUAUUUUCACUGUUAUGUUUUACUUAAUGCCAAUUAAACAUCAAGUUUUAACUUUACAUUCAUCUUGUAAUCAAGGUAAUGAAACUGGUGAUGUUACUUUAUUCUUUGGUUUAUCCGGUACUGGUAAAACCACUUUAUCUGCUGAUCCAAAGAGAUCUUUAAUUGGUGAUGAUGAACAUUGUUGGUCUGAUCAUGGUGUUUUCAAUAUUGAAGGUGGUUGUUAUGCUAAAUGUUUAGAUUUAUCAGCUGAAAAGGAACCAGAAAUUUUCAACUCUAUUAAAUUCGGUGCUAUUUUAGAAAAUGUUGUUUACGAUAAAGAAACUAAAGUUGUUGAUUAUAAUGAUUCUGCUAUUACUGAAAAUACCAGAUGUGCAUACCCAAUUGAAUUCAUUCCAUCUGCUAAAAUUCCAUGUUUAGCUGAAACUCACCCAACUAAUAUUAUCUUAUUAACUUGUGAUGCUUCAGGUGUAUUACCACCAGUUUCUAAAUUAACUAAUGCUCAAGUUAUGUAUCAUUUUAUUUCUGGUUACACUUCUAAGAUGGCUGGUACUGAAGAAGGUGUUACUGAACCAGAAGCUACUUUCUCUGCUUGUUUCGGUCAACCGUUCUUGGUUUUACAUCCAAUGAAAUAUGCUCAACAAUUAUCUGAUAAGAUUACCAAAUUUAAAUCUGAUGCUUGGUUAUUAAACACUGGUUGGGUUGGUAACUCUGUAGCUAGAGGUGGUAAGAGAUGUUCAUUAAAAUACACUAGAGCUAUCUUGGAUGCUAUUCAUUCUGGUGAAUUAAGUAAGGUUGAAUAUGAAACUGUUCCAACCUUCAACUUGAAUGUUCCAAAGUCUUGUCCAAAUGUUCCAAGUGAAUUAUUAAACCCAACUAAGGCUUGGACUGGUGGUGUUGAAGCUUUCAAUACUGAAAUUAAGAGCUUAGCUGGUAAAUUUGCCCAAAACUUCGAAAGAUAUGCUGAUCAAGCUACUGCUGAAGUUAAGGCUGCUGGACCAGUUGUAUAAAACAUUUAAUUUAUUAUUUAAAUAUUUAACUAUUUAACUAUUAAUCAGAUUGAGUUUAUAUAGCUUAUUCAUUUAUUUAUUAUUAAUUAUAUAUACAUAUAUUUAUUUACCUUAGUACAUACUUUAUUCAUAUUGAUAAUGU